This is a messenger RNA of Rotaria sordida, 816 nucleotides long. The record is from the annotation of a GenBank genome assembly. NCBI's taxonomy places the organism in Eukaryota, Metazoa, Rotifera, Eurotatoria, Philodinida, Philodinidae.
AUGCCACUCUCAUUUAAUUGGCCAUUUCCAGAAAAACCUACUAGAUAUUAUAAAGCAUUAUCGACAGUGACGAUUGGACUUGUUGGAACAUUGAGUAGACUUUGGAUGAAAUAUAUUACUUCAGUUCGAAUUGAGAAUGUUGAUAUUCUUCACAAUGCUGUCUUUCAUCGAGAUCCGAAACGAUCAUUGAUUACCACGGCUAAUCAUCAUUCUUGUUUGGAUGAUCCAUUGUUGAUCGGAGCUACUAUGCCAUAUCGUGUUUUUUGGAAUCGUCAACGAAUGCGUUGGUCAUUAGGUGCCGAUGAUAUUGUAUUUACAGUAAGAAGACAUCAACGUUUCUUCAGUUUGGGUAAAACAAUACCAAUAAAGCGUGGUGAUGGUGUUUAUCAACGACCGAUGGAUUUUGCAUUAGAGCAAAUCAAUCAAGGUGAUUGGAUGCAUGUUUUUCCUGAGGGAAAAGUAAAUUUAACAAAAGAAAUCAUGAGACUUAAAUGGGGUGUUGGUCGUCUUAUUGCUGAAGCUAAGAUUUGUCCAUUAGUCGUUCCAUUCUAUCAUCUUGGAAUGGAUUCUGUAUUACCUAAUGUAGAACCUUAUGUUCCUAAAAUAGGUCAAAAAGUAAGUAUUUAUGUUGGUGAACCACUUAUCUUAGAUAAUCUUGUAGAAAAAAUGAAAAAAGAAAAUCGAUCAUUGGAAAAUAUACGUAAAGCAGUAACUGAUAUAAUUCAAAACGAAUUUGCAAAAUUAAAACCAAAAUGUGAAGAAUUACAUCGACAACAUUUAGAAAAUAGUUCUUCUUCAACGUCCUCAAAGACUUAA